AUGUUCUUCUUCUUCACAUGCGGAACACACACCUUCACAUCCAAGCUCUCCGGCGCAGAACACAUAACAGUGCAAUGUCAAAACUGCGGAAACUUUAGCGGACGAGUCAUGAAACGCUGGGAAUGGUUUACCUUCUGCUUCAUCCCCGUCAUCCCCUUCUCCAUCAAACCCUACAAGGAAGUCGGCUGCCACAUUUGCAACUUCUGGCAGGAUAUAAAGUACCGGCCGGAUGUACAGUCGCAGAUGGGUCAAGGCGGUGCGAGUCAGGGCGGUGCUGUUAUGAUGGCGGGCGGUAAUGGCGCGCCUGGUGCUCCUGGUGGAGGCGGGGGUGGGUAUGGACCGCCGCCGCAGGGGGUGCCGCAGUAUAAGUGA
Messenger RNA from Pyrenophora tritici-repentis Pt-1C-BFP, 372 nucleotides. Its product is annotated as Drf-FH1 multi-domain protein. Lineage: Eukaryota; Fungi; Ascomycota; Dothideomycetes; Pleosporales; Pleosporaceae. The record is from RefSeq and is a predicted model, not a curated record.